UAUCAUCACAAAUAGUUAAUCUCGAGAAAGAGAGCGAGGAUACGGAGGGGGGCGUGUCAGCUGCAACUGGUCACAUGACCCGGAAAAUGUGGGGCUUAAUUCCUGUGCUGGAGUGCUCUCAGCUGCUGCGUCUUUGUCCUUCGCAGUGCAAACCUCUUGUCUGUCCUGUUACGAUCCCAGACCCCCGGGUGGACCGUCUGCAGCACGACAUGUCGGCAGACCAAGCUUUUGUGACACUGGCCACAAAUGACAGCUACGCCAAGGGAGCAAUGGUUCUUGGCCAAUCCUUAAGAAACCACAACACAACCAGGAAACUGGUUGCACUUGUAGGACCUCAUGUUGGAGAACAGAGCAGGGACAUACUACGCUCCAUUUUCGAUGAGGUGUGUGUGGUAGACAUCAUGGACUCGGGUGAUGCUGUUCAUCUGGCCAUGAUGAAACGUCCAGACCUGGGGGUAACCUUAACCAAACUGCACUGCUGGACUCUCACACAGUACAGCAAGUGUGUGUUCAUGGAUGCAGACACACUGGUGCUAUCAAACAUAGAUGAACUCUUUGAGAGGGAGGAGCUGUCCGCAGCGCCGGAUCCUGGGUGGCCAGACUGUUUCAACUCUGGAGUUUUUGUGUUCAGGCCAUCAAAUGAGACGCACGAGCAGCUGCUUGCCUUCUGUAGUGAAAAUGGCAGCUUCGACGGUGGAGACCAGGGGCUUCUCAACAGUUUCUUCAACACCUGGGCGACGGCAGAUAUUUCCAAACACCUUCCCUUCAUCUACAAUCUCAGCAGUAUUGCAAUCUACUCCUACCUGCCAGCCUUCAAACAGUAUGGCCAUGGCGCGAAGGUGGUGCACUUCCUGGGCAAAGUGAAGCCAUGGAACUACUCCUAUGACGCUCAGAAGGGCGAGGUCAAAGGUCACUCUGUGUCUCCUGACCCAAACCAGCUGCAUGCUGACUAUCUGGUUAUGUGGUGGCAGCUGUAUGCCAAGUCUGUGCUGCCUCUACUGCAGCAGGCCUACGGGGAUACUCCCUUCCACAGUGGCUGCAUAGAAGCAAGCAAGGAUGAGAGUCCGCUUCAUGAGGACGUCAAAGAGCAGCAGCCACCACCGGCCCCAGCUCCUCCUCGUCAGAAGUUUUCAUCAGAGGAGAGGAAGCAGCGCUGGGAAGCGGGUCAGAUUGACUACAUGGGCGAUGACUCCUUCGCCAACAUUGAACGAAAGCUUGACUCCUUCCUAAAGUAGCUGGCGUGUGGGGGUGCAAUGGACAGAGCAAGCACCAGUUUAAGCCCUGUGUAGGUGGGGAUUUAACCACCCCUCAGCCAAUCACAGGGGCUUGAUUAGGAGGUGACUGAAUUGAAUGCCUCUGUGCAACUUUCAGCUUCACUCUGCAUCCUGUCAGUGUCUAAAUGACAGUAUGUUUGACAGUGCCCAUGCACUCUGACCAUUCAUUUCUUCUCUUAAGGGAAAGUUUUUAAUAUUUUGGGAAAUAAGCUAAUUUGCUUUGUUUGGUGAAUUAGAUAUGAAAACUUAUACCCUUCAUAUGUCUGUAUGGUAAAUAUGAAGCUACUACCAGCAGCGAGCGAGCUUAGCAUAAAGACUAGAAACGGUUAGGCCCAUGUGUGCUCAGCAUGGCGAAUAUUACUGUCCUUUUGAUUAUAUGGGGUAUAUUAGUUAUUUUUCCUACACUAUUCAGUAGUUGGUUAGAGCUUCAAUCUGCUCAGAAUGAUUAAAUGUUCCCCCUGAGGUUACAGAUGUGGCUAGGAAAUGGCCAGCCCAGCCCUGUCAAAAGAUAACGGCACUUCUAUAACUCACUAAUUUUAAUGUCACAUCUUGUUUGAGUAAUCCAAACAGCAUUCUGUAUAACUCAGAUGUUUUAUAGGUGGUUAUGUACCAGACUGCUUUCUUGGCCAAGAAUGGUAAAUUGCUGGGAGUCUCCGCUGGUUGCCUGGUCCAAGCUAAGUGAAAGUCUGGCACAUAACACUUAUCAAACUCUUUUUUUUUUUUUUUGUACAGAUUAAACAAAUUGGUGAGCUUCAGCUUGGCUUUCAUCUAAAGUUGGUUUGUUGGCAGUAGCGUCAUACAGUGAAUGUGUAGCUUCUUCCCAAAAUGUUGUAACUAUUCCUUUAUGUUCUUGUGCAUCUGAUAGAAAAGCACCCACAGUCCUGAGUCUUCCUAACCUGUGAAGUGAGGCAUAUGGCUGAAGGCAAAUUAAUGUUUAAGAGUUGUUUCUGGAUUUUACCACAACUUGACCCCUGCAAUAAGUCUCUCUACUGUCCGGAACCAUUUUAUAGAGCAACUGGCUCGCUUCCUUCUUGCAGUCCUUGCUCUGUUUGGGCCAGUUAGGACAGUCUGACAAGCAUUCCCCUCAUCAGAGCAUCUAGGUAGUCAUCCAUGUCUAUGCUUCUGACACCAACUCCCUGUGACUUUAGCUUUGUAAUGUCUGGUACUGUAUUAGGGCUAGGCUUGUUGUGUUGUAUUUGCAUGGCACAGAGCUAAAACUUGGGUCAGUAAGUAUAACUACAAGUCCACCCACAUCCUGAAGUGAUAUUUUGUAUGCAUGUGUGGGGUCCCACCCCCCCCACUAGUGUGCUCCCCAGACAUCUGGCAUCUGUAUGUGUGCCCUGCAUGUUAUAGCGGUGUCUUUGUGCCAUCACUUAGGUUUCAUCACUUCCCGUCUGUAGUGUUGCGAGCUGCCUUAUUACUUGGUUUACAUAACUUCAGUUACUGUAACUGCUGCUGCUAAUGGCCUUACAAGUUGAACAUUUGAGGCUUCCCUGUUACAAAUUUCAAUUCAGCUCUGUGUAAAUUACCUGCAACUUAUAAAAACAAUAAACACUCUUUAUUCCACUUUGCUAUAAGAAGCUGUCAAGGUUAAGAGGCAAGUGGAACGUAAAGAUGUGGCAUUGGUUAAUCCAGAUCUGUCCUUCUCCCCACAUGUUAACUGUCCAGCCCUGUCACAGUGCUAAUAAAGAACUAGUUAUGAACCA
Messenger RNA from Monopterus albus (swamp eel), 2980 nucleotides. Its product is annotated as glycogenin-1-like. The record is from RefSeq and is a predicted model, not a curated record. The coding region runs from base 75 to 1235 and encodes 386 amino acids. NCBI's taxonomy places the organism in Eukaryota, Metazoa, Chordata, Actinopteri, Synbranchiformes, Synbranchidae. The transcript has 7 exons. Gene Ontology annotation, molecular function: glycosyltransferase activity.